CGGGUAGCUUUUGAUUCACCAAAAGGCCGGAGUUAUCCGAAACACCAUCCAGUCAUGAGACCCACCGUUCUGUUACCAUUGCGCUGUUGAUGUCCAAGUAGAAAGCUGUCAUUAAAAAGAAAAUUCUGACGAUUAAAAAAAAUAAACGUUUAUUUACAUUGAAAUCACAUUAAAAAAACAUUGCGGAUCAUUCAAUACAUCGUCACAAAAAGUUGCUCCAGAAAGGCACACGGUGUUGAAACGGUGGCUGCGUAAAGUCUACCCCAAAGCCGAUCCGAAUACGUGCAGGGUAACAACGGAUCGGCCGGCCGCACAGAUCGCUCCUCCAGCAAUAUGUGGGGAAAAUAACAACCACCAUCGUCGGCUUCGGCGUGAGGAAGAAGCAGCUGGAGAGAGAUCGAAAAUGUGGACGGGGCCACGCAUGGCGAAAUGGUUGGAUCGAGAGAGCUGCGCGUUGAGUGGAGGGAGAAAGCAAGUGAGAUGGAGGCGGGGGGAACUUCCAUCUCUGCGGGGACUGGAGCGCCUGUGCCCUGGACCGACGGCGCAGUGCUGGCUAACGUUCAACCCACCCCUUCUUCCACAACGAGACUGACUCACGCCGAGACAGGUAAGCCGCUCAACCGCUUACAUUUACAGCCCGACUGCGUGGUAAACAAUCGCCUUUAUGGUUUACCACCUUAAAUAAAAAGGCGCGUUUGGGAUUGUUUUUUGUUGUUGUUAUUGUUUGCUUUGACAUGUUUUUAAAACCGCCUUCAUGGCGAGCCGUUCGCUAGCCUCCACCACGCCGACCACUGUAGGGUACAGACGAGGUCGCCAUACCCGAAUUCCUUGUCCUCUACAGCGGAAUACAACAAUAAAUCAAAUGAAUGGAGAUAUGGACACCGCUAUCCCGGACCAAGUUUGGGCCCAGGACGAUCUUUUCAAACUUCUGGAAUUGAUGAAAAUUGCCCUGCCCAUGAAAGACGUGACCAAAUACAAGACCUCGGAGUCCCACCUGGACUGGGAGAAGGUGGCCUUCAGCUCGUACACCGCAGAUCAAUGCAAGCAGAAGUGGUCGGAGGUCUCCAAAGAGAUCCGCAAGUUCCGGACUCUGACGGAGCUGAUAUUUGACGCACAGGACUACAUCAGGAAUCCCUACAAGGGCAAAAAACUCAAGAAGCACCCAGACUUCCCCAAGAAGCCCUUGACGCCAUACUUCCGCUUCUUCAUGGAGAAGAGGGCAAAGUACGCCAAGCUGCACCCGGAGAUGAGCAACCUGGACCUCACCAAGAUCCUGUCCAAGAAGUACCGCGAGCUGCCGGAGAAAAAAAAGAAGAAAUAUGUGGAAGACUUUGUGAAGGACAAAGAGUCGUUUGGGCUGAGCAUGUCCAAGUUCAGGGAACAGCACCCGGAGCUGGUUGAGUGCAUGACCAAGAAGGGCUCCAACGUGCCCGAGAAGGCCAGGACCCCCCAGCAGCUUUGGUACACACACGAGAAGAAGGCCUUCCUGAAAACAAACGCUGACGCCACAACCAAAGACAUCAAAGACAGUCUGGGCAAGCAGUGGACCCGGCUCACCGACAAGAAGCGACUGAAGUGGAUCGGGAAGUCUCUGGAGCUGCAGAAACAGUAUGAGGAGACCAUGCGGGAGUACAUCCAGCAGCACCCCGAGCUCAACAUGAACCAGGGCGACUACUCCAAGUCCACCCUCACCAAGGCAGAGCGCCACCUGAAGGACAAGUCGGACGGCCGGCCCGACAAGCCUCCCCCGAACGGCUACUCCAUGUUCUGUGCGGAGCUGAUGUCGAGCAUGAAGGACGUGCCGAGUACAGAGCGCAUGGUGAUGUGCAGCCAGCGCUGGAAGCUGCUGAAGCAGAACGAGAAGGACGCCUACCAGAAGCGCUGCGAGCAGAGGAAGAAGGAGUACGAAAUCGAGAUGAACCGCUUCCUCGGCAGUCUGUCUGUGGAGGAGCAACAGCGCGUGCUGGCGGAGCAGAAGAUGAUCGGCUUUAAGAAAGGAAACGCUCUCGGCAACGCGGCCCCGGCGAAGAGAGCUUCCCGGGCCAAGGCCGGCGCAGAGAAGCCCAAGAGGCCGAUCUCCGCCAUGUUCAUCUUCGCUGAGGAGAAGCGUCCCAAGCUGCAGCAGGAGCGCUCGGACCUGUCUGAGAGCGAGCUCACACGCCUGCUGGCACGCAUGUGGAACGAGCUGUCGGAGAAGAAGAAGGAGAAGUACAAGCGGCUGGAGGCGGUGCUGAAGGCUGAGACGAUGAAGAAGGAGAAGGAGGAGCGAGGCCACCUCCCCGACCCGCCCAAGACGGCCCAGGACAUCUGGCAGCAGAGUGUCAUCGGGGACUACCUGGCCCGCUUCAAGAGCGACCGACCCAAGGCCCAGAAGGCGAUGGAGACCACCUGGAACUCCAUGGAGAAGAAGGAGAAGAUGCUGUGGAUCAAGAAGGCGGCCGAGGACCAGAAGAGAUACGAGAGGGAGCUCUGUGAGAUGAGGUCGCCCGUCACCACCGCCAUCGCCUCGGGCAAGAAGAUGAAGUUCGAUGGCGAGCCCAAGAAACCUCCCUCGAACGGCUACCAGAAGUUCUCCCAGGAGAUGCUGUCCAACGGCGAGCUGAACCACCUGCCCAUGAAGGAGCGCAUGGCGGAGAUCGGCGGCCGCUGGCAGAGCCUCGUCCAGAAGGAGAAGGACCAGUACAAGAAGAUCGCCGAGGAGAAGCAGAGGCAGUACAAGGUGCUGCUGGAGCAGUGGCUGGCGAGCAUUUCCUCGCAAGAACGACACAUCUACAAGGAGUACAACUCGCAGAAGAGGAGGUGCGCUGCGAAGCCCGGCGGACCAAACGCCAAAGUGAAAGCCAAGGCCAAGAAGCCGGAGUCUGAGGAAGAAGAGGAGGAGGAUGACGACGACGAAGAAGAGCAGGAGAAGGCUUCCUCUGCGGAUUCGUCUAGCGAGGAGGACGAUGACGAUGACGAUGAAGACGAGGAGGAUGAUGACGAUGACGACGAGGAGGAGGAGGAGGAGGUGGAGGAGGACGAGGUGGAGGAGGAGGAGGAGGAGGAGGUGGGGGUGGCGGGGGCGGCGGGAAAGGAGGUGACCUCCACCGGAACUCACUGUACCUCACUAGAGCCGGGAGGGGGUUCCAUCAGGAGGAGACGCACCCGGAGAUAGGGGCAGGGGGGGGGGGGGGGGAGGAGGAGGAGGGGAGCGAUGAAGGUGGUUCUGGUCCCGGGACAUUGCCGAGGACGGAAGGAUCCGGAACGUGCGCUGCUCUCUUCCUCGAGGGCGUGCAGGCGAGGAGGUGCCCUCCUCUUCCUCUUCCGGGCUCCGGAGGGAACGGAUGUGUGGCUCUGCACACACAUGCACACACUUACACACACACUCCAGCACAUGAACACACAUGUGCACAUACCCACACAUACACAAACACACACUUGCAUACACACACACACACACACACGCGCACACACACACAGACACACACUCGUGCAUACACUCAUGCAUACACAAACACAGACACACACUAACGUACAUACGUGCAUACAUACGCACACACACACCGAUCCACCUUCACAUGCACACACACAAAUUGCCAGAGAAACGGCGAGACAGACGGACUGAAACACAGACUCUGCCUGCGGGGCCGUCCUUGGCAGGGGAGCUUCUCAUCCCCGUAAAAAAAAAUCAAACAAAACACAAAACAACGGUUUUCAUGCAAGUCACUCACUGCCAAAUGUACUGUACCAUAACGGUUUCGUAUUGUCUGACCCCGCAUGUGGCCUCUUCAAGAUUCAUUCUCUCGCUCUUUUUAUCUACGGUUUAUGGCUCUCUCUGUUUCUCUUUAUCUCCCCUGUCUCUUUCUCUCUGUCUCUCCCUCUUUCUGUCUCCAUGUCUCCGACUCUAUCUCCCUUUCUCAGUCCCCCUCUCUCUGUCUCCCUCUUUCGCUCUCUGUCUCCCUACCUCAGUCUCUCUCUCUCUCCCUAUCUCUGUCUCCCUCUUUCUCUCUUUGUCCCCCUCCCUCAAUCUCUCUGUCUCUCUCUCUCUCUGUCUCUCUGUCUCUGUCUCUCCCUCGCUCUCCCUCUCUGUCUCUUUGUCUCAGUCUUUUCUGAUGCUGACUGCUGACAGGACUGCACUGUUGUGUUCCCAGUACAUGUUUCCAUUCUACAUGCGCUGAAAUAAACAUGUGCCCCAUUUGCAGCUUUCCCCGGCAGAGCCCAUCACUGAGCAGGCCCCCACGAGUUCAGAAUGUACAGACGGGACAGUAUUUAUUUAUUUAUUUAUUGGGUUUACUUAUUUAUUUCCAUUUUUGCGUUACUGACGUUAGUGGUUAACUGAUGAAAUGUGUGUCUUUGUUCGCUCAUUAUUUUUGGAAAACCAAGCCAAUUAGUGCAGUAAAAUGCUGCGUGGAGCGCAACAGUCCCGGUUUUUUGAUUUGCGUUGCUCUUGAGGACUGUGUGGGGACAGAGAGGCGGUAUGACGUGUCUUAAUAAUGAGUGUUGAUGCUGGGCCAAUUAUCCUCACCGCAUCAGGCUUUCAUUCAUCAAGGAAAGUGUUAACUAAAAUGAAUACGUACGAUUCCCUGCUCCCCGCGGUUUGCGCACAAGCGGACUACAAACAAACACUGGGUCUGUGGGCGAAGGGAAACACAGACUGCUGUGUUAUGGUGUAAAUAUCAGUCUCCUACUUUGAAAAAAUACAAAAAAGAAAAGGCAGCAUUCCCAACAUGAGCAGGUCAAGUCCCGUCUCCUCCUGGGCGGAGCUCUGAGCAGCACGCUGGCCAAUCAGGCGGGGUGAUGAAGGAGCACCAGGACACACUGUUUGAACCGAAUCUACAAACACCCUCCAUUUCCAACACUUCAGUUCACUUAGUGCUGCUUCUCGCCAGCGCCAUUUGGUUAAAAACAGGAUUCUUCUCUCAUUUUUGUCCUCCACAGACCAAAUUAAAGUAAGACGGCGAGAGCGAGAGAGAGUAUCGCACCCCUCGUUAGAUUGAGAAACCAGGGAUGCUCGGCGUGCAUCAAAAUUUCGGUAAUUAAAAUAAUUUCAAACCUGGCCUACGGCUGCAGUCGUAAGAAAGUUUUGAGAAAAAGUAAUGGCCACAGUGGAAAAGUCUUUAUAAGCUUUUUUUUUAUAAAAAAACACUACAAUCUUUAAAGAAGAAUAAAGGGCACAGCAACGUGGCAGUGGUGGUGUCACCUAUAGCCUCGAGACACUCCUCACCUUCGCACCGGGAUGAAAUCCAUGGAACAGAAUUGUACAAAUUAAAAGCGUGUGCACAGGUUAUGUCGUCUUCGAGAAGGCUGACUGCAAAAGGCACUGCAAAAGGCACUGCAAAAGGUUGAACGCCUUGUUAAAUAUCACAUUUUUCUUCUUGUUGGUUGUUUUAUUUACAGUAUAACCCAGCUUUUUUUUACACACCAGACACACCAAUAUCUCUGUUUGGAACUCCCAAGUUAAAGCUUGUUUUCAGAAAGUGUUUGGCUCUUACAGUGAAGGGCCAAGCGGGAUUUGGUUUGGACCAUGUUCUCCAUGGUUGUUUUAGCAUGGUCGCUACAUCACAGGUGAAUGAGUCCGCUUUUUGUGUUUGGUUGAUCUGCUGUCGCUGUGUUUGACCUGAUGAUGGUGAGGCUACAGACCGGCCCUGAGUUGACCUGGCCUCUAUGGAGAAAGCACUAAGGAACUCCUGGCUUUACAUCAGCUGUCGGGCUGGCUGUUUCUCCAUUCCUGGGAGCCUUGAGUCUUAACGUUUUAUUUUAGGUUUGUUUCUUGUAUUUUCUUUUGCUUCGGUUGUUACUGCAGAGCAGCGUUUUUUUCUCAUCGUGUGAUGAAACAUUGAGUAUGUGUUUUUAAUGUGGAAACUAUUAAAUGAAAAGUCUUAUUUUG
Messenger RNA from Gadus macrocephalus (Pacific cod), 5866 nucleotides. It is a transcript of the gene ubtf, whose product is annotated as upstream binding transcription factor. The transcript has 20 exons. The coding region runs from base 755 to 3154 and encodes 799 amino acids. NCBI's taxonomy places the organism in Eukaryota, Metazoa, Chordata, Actinopteri, Gadiformes, Gadidae. The record is from RefSeq and is a predicted model, not a curated record.